AUGCAUCACAAACGUCCCAUAGCAUUCCUAUGCUUAUGUUUCCUCUAUCUCUUGCCCCUCGCAUCAGUCUCCCAGGCCCAUGUCGGACUCUUGCGCCCCUGUUCUCGUGGAAGCCCUCGCGCUGGCUGCCCGCCUGUCUCAAAUGGCCAGUACAUAGAUUAUGACCUCAACUCCCCGAUCGGAACCCACGACAUCAAGAACGCGCCCCUGUGCAAGCAGACCAUUGCAUCCGCCACCCGCACCACCGUCCAGGCUGGCCAGGACCUCAAAACCGAGUACUCUAUCGGCGCUACCCACGGAGGUGGACACUGUCAGUGGGCUCUGUCGUAUGACAAUGGCAAGACCUGGGUUGUGCUCAAGACCCUGAUCCGUCGCUGUCUCCAGAACGCCAGCGCAUCCUACUCUGUCGACGUCCCAAUCCCUAAGAACGCACCCAACGGCAAGGCGAUCUUCAUGUGGCUCUGGAACAACGCCAUCGGCGACCGUGAGCUGUACUCCAACUGCGCGGACAUCACGAUCAAGGGCGGUGUCAACGGCGGAAGCUUGAAGGGUGUUGCUCCCUUGAUCGCCAACUACGGUAACUCGAGUCUUUUGAUUCCCGAGUUCGGAAGCCCUGGACAGGAUGAUAAGCAUGAGGCAUUUGCACAGCGAAAAUCGGUCACCGUUUCUGUGUGCUAG
Messenger RNA from Gamsiella multidivaricata, 678 nucleotides. RefSeq lists its product as uncharacterized. The transcript has a single exon. The coding region runs from base 1 to 678 and encodes 225 amino acids. The record is from RefSeq and is a predicted model, not a curated record. Lineage: Eukaryota; Fungi; Mortierellomycota; Mortierellomycetes; Mortierellales; Mortierellaceae.